Clupea harengus (Atlantic herring) is the source of this 19196-nucleotide messenger RNA. RefSeq names its product nebulin (gene neb). NCBI's taxonomy places the organism in Eukaryota, Metazoa, Chordata, Actinopteri, Clupeiformes, Clupeidae. Gene Ontology annotation, cellular component: Z disc. The transcript is spliced from 131 exons. The record is from RefSeq and is a predicted model, not a curated record. The coding region runs from base 231 to 18422 and encodes 6063 amino acids. Gene Ontology annotation, biological process: cardiac muscle thin filament assembly. Gene Ontology annotation, molecular function: actin filament binding.
CUGCCGCAGCUGUGAUCUGUCGGCUUUGAGUUUCUCAGGAGGGAAGAGUCAGGCAGGCUCUGGAGGCUCGGGAAUCGUUCAAACUUUUAAGUCACCGGUUUGCAGAAACACAAUAAGUGGAAUAUCUGUUUUUGGCACGUGUGCAUGGGAAUUGAACAGCUACCUUUCUGCAAAGUUGCUGGGAAAUCUAUCAGGUCUUCUCUCUGAAAAGACCUUAGGGCUGUAUCAUUAUGGAGACAGAGGAAAUUGAGGAGGAGUUUGAGGAGGAGAUUGAGUAUGAGGAGGAGACAACGACUACUACGGUUACUCAGCAGGUUUCUCAGCAGUCCGUGGUCUCAGGGGCUCAGGGAGCUGUUGGCCUGCCCACCCGCAGGGUCAGGAAGAAGGUCAAGGUGGACACCUCCAAGUUCAUGACUCCUUACCUGGCCCACAGCCAGAAGAUGCUGGAUCAGUACAGUCACAACAAGUACCGUGAGACCUAUGAGAAGAAGGUGAAGGGUCUGCCUUAUGCCAUCUCUAGUGACACUCCUGAGAUGAUUCGCAUCAAGAAGGCUCAGGAGCAGCUCAGCGAGGUCAAAUACCGCAUGGAGGGUUUAAAGUCAAAGACCAUGAGCAACUAUGAUGGUGAGGCUAUUGAGGUCGCCCACGUGAAGCGUAUGACUGACCUGAUCAGCAAGGUCCUGUACAGGCAGAAGUGGGACGAGACUAAGGACCGCUACCUGCUGCCUCCUGAUGCUCCUGAGCUUGUUCUGGCUGUGAAGAAUGCAGCAAACUACAGCAAGAAACUGUACACUGAGGCCUGGGAUGAGGACAAGACUAUGUUUUACCCAUACAGUGACAGUCCUGAACUUCGUAGGGUUGCCAAAGCCCAGGAGGUCCUCAGUGAUAUCCAUUAUAAGAAGGGUCAUGAUGAGCGCAAGGCCAAGUAUACAUCCUUGGCUGAUACUCCGGAAAUGGAGCUGGCCAAGAAGGUCUCCAACCAGCGCAGUGAUCUCAAAUACCGUGAGGAUUACAACAAGAAUAUCAGGGGCAAGUGGUGUGAGACCCCUUACUUUGACGUUGCCGUCGGAAGAAUGGCCAUGGACAACCUUAGCUCCAAAAAAUACACACAACAGUAUGAGGACGCGAAAGACCAAAUCUACUUCAUGCAAACGGACACACCAGAGUACGGCACUCGCAAGAAGGCUGGCGUCGCUGCAAGUUCGGUGAAAUACAGGAAGGACUACGAGAAGACAAAGGCAGUGGCCGGCUACAACGUUCUCCCCGCCACAGACAAUCCCCUACUCCGUCAGCUGAGAUAUGCCGGCACUAUCCUUAGUGAUAAAGUCUACAAAGCCGGCUAUCAGAAAUCACGGGGAUCCAGCAUCAACUACUGUGACACACCCAAGUUCAAGAUGGACAGUAUCCUCAAGCAGUUUAGUGGUGCGCAAUAUACAGAAAAGUACGAUAAUGAGACGAAAGGUCAUUAUAUCGGCAGCUAUGAGGACAUCUUCAUGCGCCACUGUCAGAAGAUGGAGGAGAUAAAGAGCGAAACAAAUUAUAAAGCGGAUUAUGAGGACAUAAAGACAAGGUGUUUCUUCCCUCAAACUGUGACGCCUACAUAUGAAGUCAUGAAGAAGUUGGACCAGUGCAAAGAUAAACAAUAUCGCCAGCAUCCAGACACGGUCAAAUUCACGCAAGUGUCAGACUCACCUGUCAUGGUGCAAGCCGGAAUUAACGCCAAGCAGCUAAGUGACCUCAAUUACAAAGCAAAGUAUGAAGAGACAAAGUUCAAAUCUCACCUACCCCCGGACUACCCCUUCUUUAUUCAGUCAAGAGUCAACGCUUUUAACCUCAGUGAUAAUUGUUACAAAUAUGACUGGGACAAAACAAAAGCAAAUAAAUUCGAGGUGAAAGGGGAUGCCAUUUCAAUCCUUGCUGCCCGUGCCCAUACAAAUAUUGCCAGUGAUGUCAAAUAUAAGAAGGAGUAUGAGAAGAAUAAAGGACAUAUGAUUGGUGCCCUCAGUAUCAAAGACGACCCCAAGAUGAUGCACUCUAUGCAUGUCGCCAAAAUUCAAAGUAAUCGGGAGUAUAAGAAAGACUAUGAGAAGACAAAGACCAAGUACGCCACCACCCUGGACAUGAUGAUGGUCACUCUGGCUAAAAAGUCCCAGGGUAUCGCAAGUAUGGCUGGCUACAGAAAAAUCCCCACCAACUACCUCAUGCCAUACAAUAGUAUGAGCCUGGAAUUGGCAAAGAAUGCCAACUUCAUCCAGAGUAAUAAUGAAUAUAAGUCAGACUACAACAACUCCGUCAAAGGAGCUCCUUGGCUGCCCUAUGGGUCGUUGGACUUCGAAAAGACAAAGAAGGCUGGAGAGAUCUUUAAUGAGAAAAAGUACAGGCAGCAUCCAGAUACCAUUCCAUUCACCGCUAUUGAUGACCAUCCAAUCAUGAUGCAGGCCAAAGUUAACCAGAUGUUGAGGAGUGAUCUUCACUACAAAAGUGGUCUGGAGGAGAUCCAUCAAAAGUACUCCUUACCUGCCGAUGUCCCACAGUUCCUUCAAGCAAAAUCCAAUGCUUACAACAUCAGCGAGAAAUAUUACAAGAUGGCUUGGGGAGAGACUAUUGCAAAGGGGUACGAUAUGAAACAAGACGCUAUGGCUGUCCUCGCCGCUAAAAAAGCCACUCACGCGGCUAGUGAUUACCAAUACAAAAAGGCGUAUAACAAGGCAAAGGGCCACCACGUUGGCAUCCGCAACAUAAAGGACGACCCUCUGUUGGUGCACUACAUGGCGGUGGCCAAGAUGCAGAGUGAUAAGAACUAUACAAAGGACUACCACAAGUCCAAGCUGAAGUACAGCUCCCCUGUGGACAUGAUAAGUCUGACUCAUGCUAAGGAAGCUUCAGCUAAGCAGACCAAUGCCGGUUACAAGAAAGUAAUUCACAACUACACCCUCCUCCCAGAUGCGAUGGGCCUGGCAUUGGCUCGUACCAUGAACAUAAAUUCAAGUGAUAACAACUACAGGUCUGAGUACAACAACAAUUUCAGGGGGUCAGGGUGGGUCCCCAUUGGCUCUAUGGACGUCGAGUUGGCAAAGACUGCAGGUAAAGCCAUGGAAGAACACUCCUACCGCCAGCAUCCCAGCAACUUCAAGUUUACCAGCCUGACAGACAACAUGAACAUGGUCCUCGCAAUGGCCAACACCAAGCAGCUCGGACAGGCUGCAUACAAAGCUUCAGGUGAGAAGUUCAAGCACACCUACAACUUGCCUGCAGACUGCCCGGAGUUCCUCCAGGCCAAGUUCAACGCACAGACAAUGAGUGAACAUCACUACAAGAGCAAGUGGAUUGAGGAUAUUGCCAAGGGUUAUGACCUGAGGAAUGAUGCCAUUUCAAUCAUUGCUGCCAAGAAAGGAAGACACAUGAUCAGCAAUUUCCAAUACAAGAAAGACUUUGAGAAGGCAAAGGGCCACCAGAUUGGUUGCCGCAACAUUAAGGACGACCCGCUGUUGGUGCACUACAUGGCAGUGGCCAAGAUGCAGAGUGACAAGAACUACACAAAGGACUACCACAAGUCCAAGCUGAAGUACAGCUCCCCUGUGGACAUGAUAAGUCUGGCUCAUGCUAAGGAAGCUUCAGCUAAGCAGACCAAUGCUGGUUACAAGAAAGUCAUUCACAGCUACACCCUCCUCCCAGAUGCGAUGGGCCUGGAAUUGGCUCGUACCAUGAACAUAAAUUCAAGUGAUAACAACUACAGGUCUGAGUACAACAACAAUUUCAGGGGGUCAGGGUGGGUCCCCAUUGGCUCUAUGGACGUCGAGUUGGCAAAGACUGCAGGUAAAGCCAUGGAAGAACACUCCUACCGCCAGCAUCCCAGCAACUUCAAGUUUACCAGCCUGACAGACAACAUGAACAUGGUCCUCGCAAUGGCCAACACCAAGCAGCUCGGACAGGCUGCAUACAAAGCUUCAGGUGAGAAGUUCAAGCACACCUACAACUUGCCUGCAGACUGCCCAGAGUUCCUCCAGGCCAAGUUCAACGCACAGACAAUGAGUGAACAUCACUACAAGAGCAAGUGGAUUGAGGAUAUUGCCAAGGGUUAUGACCUAAGGAAUGAUGCCAUGUCAAUCAUUGCUGCCAAGAAAGGAAGCCACAUGAUCAGCAAUUUCCAAUACAAGAAAGACUUUGAGAAGGGAAAGGGCCACCACAUUGGUUGCCGCAACAUUAAGGACGACCCUCUGCUGGUGCACUACAUGGCAGUGGCCAAGUUGCAGAGUGAGAAGAACUACAAGAAGGACUACCACAAGUCCAAGCUGAAGUACAGCUCCCCUGUGGACAUGAUGAGCGUUACUCAUGCUAGAGAAGCUACAGCUAAGCAGACAAAUGCCGGCUACAAGAAACUAAUCCACAGCUACACCCUUCCCCCAGAUGCUAUGAGCCUAGCGCUUGCUCGUACCAUGAAUACUAGCGCUAGUGAUUAUGAAUACAAGGCUGAAUACAACGCUAAUGGGAAAGGACUUCCAUGGGUGCCUAUAGGCUCCCUGGCUGUUGAUUUGGCAAGAGUUGGUUCGGAGAUCCAGAGUGAGGCGAGAUACCGCACUCACCCUUCGGUCUAUCCAUUCCACAGGCUCAUGGACUCCAUGGAUAUGGUUUUGGCCACUACCAACAACCAGAUCAUUAACAAGCAAGCCUACAGUGCCGCCUGGGAGAAGGAUAAACUUAAGAUCCACGUCAUGCCUGACAGUCCUGAGUUUGUGCUGGCAAAGGCGAAUGCAAUCACAAUGAGUAAUAAACGUUACAGGGCUGGCCUGGAAGGAAUGGCGAAGGCUGGCUACCAUAUCGCACCUGAUUCCAUUUCUGUCGUUGCUGCAAAAUCUGGCACCAAAAUAGCAAGUGAUUACAAGUAUAAGCUGGCUUACAACAAGGGAAAGGGCCACCACAUUGGUUGCCGCAACAUUAAGGACGACCCUCUGCUGGUGCACUACAUGGCAGUGGCCAAGUUCCAGAGUGAGAAGAACUACAAGAAGGACUACCACAAGUCCAAGCUGAAGUACAGCUCCCCUGUGGACAUGAUGAGCGUUACUCAUGCUAGAGAAGCUACAGCUAAGCAGACAAAUGCCGGCUACAAGAAACUCCUUCACAGCUACACCCUUCCCCCAGAUGCUAUGAGCGUAGCCCUUGCUCGUACCAUGAAUACUAGCGCUAGUGAUUAUGAAUACAAGGCUGAAUACAACAGUAAUGGGAAAGGACUUCCAUGGGUGCCUAUAGGCUCCCUGGCUGUUGAUUUGGCAAGAGUUGGUUCGGAGAUCCAGAGUGAGGCGAGAUACCGCACUCACCCUUCGGUCUAUCCAUUCCACAGGCUCAUGGACUCCAUGGAUAUGGUUUUGGCCACUACCAACAACCAGCAAAUGAACAAGCAAGCCUACAGUGCCGCCUGGGAGAAGGAUAAACUUAAGGUCCACGUCAUGCCUGACAGUCCUGAGUUUGUGCUGGCAAAGGCGAAUGCAAUCACAAUGAGUAAUAAAUUGUACAAUCUUGCCAACGAACAAGCUAAGAAGAAGGGCAUCCAUGUGCGUGCUGAUGCUAUGGCAAUCAAGGCAGCCAAGGCCACCACAGCUAUCGCUAGUGAUUUCAAAUACAGGGCUGGCUACCGCAAGCAGGUUGGUCAUCACAUUGGAGCCCGCAGUGUCCAGGAUGAUCCACUGCUUAUGCUGGCCUUGAACUCUGCCAAGAUUGCUAGUGAUGCUCUUUACAAGAAGGACUUCCACAAGUCCAAGACAAAGUUCAAUCUUCCUGUGGACAUGAUGGCCUUUGAGCUGGCUAAGAAGAAUCAGAAACAGGUCAAUGAUGCAGCCUACAGGACUCGCCUUCAUAACUGGACCUGCCUGCCCGACUCCAGUGAUGUUGUCCAGGCUAGACACGUCUAUGACAUACAAAGUGAUGCUGUGUACAAGGCUGAUUACAAAAUGCUACAAGGUACAGGAUGGGUACCCAUUGGCUCGCUUGAUGUUGAGUUAGCAAAGAAGUGUGGAGAGAUCCUGACUGACCAUGGGUACCGUCAGCACCCCAGCAACUUCAAAUUCACCAGCAAAACUGAUGCUAUGCCAAUCGUGUUGGCUAAAGCCAUGAAUGACAAUAUGAACAAGCAAAGUUAUGUCAAAGCUUGGGAGAAGGACAAGACGACGGUCCAUAUCAUGCCAGAUGCUAUGGAUGUGGUGCUGGCCAGAGCGAACAAGGUCGCCUACAGUCAGUCAAAAUAUAAAAAAGCUAAUGAAGAAUCCAAGAAGAAGGGCUAUGACUUGCGCAGUGAUGCCCUUGCUAUUAUUGCUGCCAAGAAAGGCAGGGAGAUUAUCAGUGAUUACAAGUACAAGACCGGCUACCGCAAGCAAAUUGGCCAUCACAUUGGAGCCCGCAGUGUCCAGGAUGAUCCACUGCUCAUGCUGGCCUUGAACUCUGCCAAAAUUGCCAGUGAUUAUCUUUACAAGAAGGACUUCCACAAGUCCAAGACAAAGUUCAAUCUUCCUGUGGACAUGAUGGCCUUUGAGCUGGCUAAGAAGAAUCAGAAACAGGUCAAUGAUGCAGCCUACAGGACUCGCCUUCAUAACUGGACCUGCCUGCCCGACUCCAGUGAUGUUGUCCAGGCUAGACACGUCUAUGACAUACAAAGUGAUGCUGUGUACAAGGCUGAUUACAAAAUGCUACAAGGUACAGGAUGGGUACCCAUUGGCUCACUUGAUGUUGAGUUAGCAAAGAAGUGUGGAGAGAUCCUGACUGACCAUGGGUACCGUCAGCACCCCAGCAACUUCAAAUUCACCAGCAAAACUGAUGCUAUGCCAAUCGUGUUGGCUAAAGCCAUGAAUGACAAUAUGAACAAGCAAAGUUAUGUCAAAGCUUGGGAGAAGGACAAGACGACGGUCCAUAUCAUGCCAGAUGCUAUGGAUGUGGUGCUGGCCAGAGCGAACAAGGUCGCCUACAGUGAGUCAAAAUAUAAAAAAGCUAAUGAAGAAUCCAAGAAGAAGGGCUAUGACUUACGCAGUGAUGCCCUUGCUAUUAUUGCUGCCAAGAAAGGCAGGGAGAUUAUCAGUGAUUACAAGUACAAGACCGGCUACCGCAAGCAGAUUGGCCAUCACAUUGGAGCCCGCAGUGUCCAGGAUGAUCCACUGCUCAUGCUGGCCUUGAACUCUGCCAAGAUUGCUAGUGAUUAUCUUUACAAGAAGGACUUCCACAAGUCCAAGACAAAGUUCAAUCUUCCUGUGGACAUGAUGGCCUUUGAGCUGGCUAAAAAGAAUCAGAAACAGGUCAAUGAUGCAGCCUACAGGACUCGCCUUCAUAACUGGACCUGCCUGCCCGACUCCAGUGAUGUUGUCCAGGCUAGACACGUCUAUGACAUACAAAGUGAUGCUGUGUACAAGGCUGAUUACAAAAUGAUGCAAGGUACAGGAUGGGUACCCAUUGGCUCACUUGAUGUUGAGUUAGCAAAGAAGUGUGGAGAGAUCCUGACUGACCAUGGGUACCGUCAGCACCCCAGCAACUUCAAAUUCACCAGCAAAACUGAUGCUAUGCCAAUCGUGUUGGCUAAAGCCAUGAAUGCAAAUAUGAACAAGCAAAGUUAUGUCAAAGCUUGGGAGAAGGACAAGACGACGGUCCAUAUCAUGCCAGAUGCUAUGGAUGUGGUGCUGGCCAGAGCGAACAAGGUCGCCUACAGUGAGUCAAAAUAUAAAAAAGCUAAUGAAGAAUCCAAGAAGAAGGGCUAUGACUUGCGCAGUGAUGCCCUUGCUAUUAUUGCUGCCAAGAAAGGCAGGGAGAUUAUCAGUGAUUACAAGUACAAGACCGGCUACCGCAAGCAGAUUGGCCAUCACAUUGGAGCCCACAGUGUCCAGGAUGAUCCACUGCUCAUGCUGGCCUUGAACUCUGCCAAGAUUGCUAGUGAUUAUCUUUACAAGAAGGACUUCCACAAGUCCAAGACAAAGUUCAAUCUUCCUGUGGACAUGAUGGCCUUUGAGCUGGCUAAGAAGAAUCAGAAACAGGUCAAUGAUGCAGCCUACAGGACCCGCCUUCAUAACUGGACCUGCCUGCCCGACUCCAGUGAUGUUGUGCAGGCCAGACAGGUGUACGACAUGCAGAGUGAAGCUGUCUACAGAGCAGACUUGAAGUGGCUUCGAGGUACAGGAUGGGUGCCCAUUGGCUCACUUGAUGUUGAGUUAGCAAAGAAGUGUGGAGAGAUCCUGACUGACCAUGGCUACCGUCAGCACCCCAGCAACUUCAAAUUCACCAGCAAAACUGAUGCUAUGCCAAUCGUGUUGGCUAAAGCCAUGAAUGCAAAUAUGGACAAGCAAAGUUAUGUCCAAGCUUGGGAGAAGGACAAGACAACGGUCCAUCACACGCCAGAUGCAAUGGAUGUGGUGCUGGCCAGACAGAACAAGAUCACCUACAGUGAGUCAAAAUAUAAAAAAGCUAAUGAAGAAUCCAAGAAGAAGGGCUACGACUUGCGCAAUGAUGCCCUUUCUAUUAUUGCUGCCAAGAAAGGCAGGGAGAUUAUCAGUGAUUACAAGUACAAGACCGGCUACCGCAAGCAGAUUGGCCAUCACAUUGGAGCUCACUGCGUGGAGGAUGAUCCACUGAUCAUGCUGGCCUUGAACUCUGCCAGGAUUUCUAGUGAUGCUCUUUACAAGAAGGACUUCCACAAGUCCAAGACUAAGUUCAAUCUUCCCGUGGACAUGAUGUCCUUUGAGCUGGCUAAGAAGAAUCAGAUCCAGGUCAAUGAUGCAGCCUACAGGACCCGCCUUCAUAACUGGACCUGCCUGCCCGACUCCAGUGAUGUUGUGCAGGCCAGACAGGUGUACGACAUGCAGAGUGAAGCGGUCUACCGAUCCGAUUUGAAAUGGCUUAGAGGCAUGGGAUGGGUCCCCAUUGGCUCGCUUGAUGUUGUGGCCGCGAAGAAGGCUGGCGAGGCUCUGGCUGAGCGGGGAUACCGUGAGCACCCCAGCAACUUCAAAUUCACCAGCAAAACUGACGCUAUGCCCCUCGUCCUGGCUAAAGCCAACGCACAAAUAAUCAACAAGUCAUCGUAUACUGAGGCCUGGAACAAAGACAAGACCAAAAUUCAUAUCACGCCAGAUUCCAUGGAUGUGCUGCUUGCAAAGCAGAAUAACAAAAAUAUGAGUGAGAAAUUGUACAAACUUGCCAAUGAAGAGUCUAAGAAGAAGGGAUAUGAUUUACGCAAUGAUGCCAUUUCUAUCCAAGCAGCCAGAAAAGGCUGCGAUAUUGCCAGUGAUCACAAGUACAAAGCCGGCUACCGCAAGCAGGUCGGUCAUCACAUUGGAGCUCACUGCGUGGAGGAUGAUCCACUGCUCAUGCUGGCUAUACACGGUGCUAGGAUUGCUAGUGAUGCUCUUUACAAGAAGGACUUCGAAAAGUCCAAGACCAAGUUCAACCUCCCUGUAGACAUGCUUAAUAUUGAGCUGGCCAAGAAGUGCCAGAAACAGGUCAACGAUUUCAACUACAGAACCCAGCUGCACAACUGGACCUGCCUGCCCGACUCUAAUGAUGUCGUCCAGGCUAGGAAAGUCUAUGCACUAAACAGUGAUGCUGUCUACAAGGCUGACAUGGAAUGGAUCAGGGGAACCGGCUGGGUCCCCAUCGGGUCACUGGAUGUCGUUAAGGCCAAGAAAGCUGCUGAGAUUUUCAGUGAACACUUGUACCGCCAGAAGCCAGACCAGUUCAAGUUCAGCCAAGACAUGCUCUCUAUGCCUAUGGUCUUGGCCAAAACAAACGCUGACACAAUCAACAAGCACCAGUAUGUUCAAGCCUGGGAAGCUGAGAAGACGAACAUCCACUUAAACCCCGAUAUACCUGAGAUUGUACUGUCCAAGGCCAAUGCUAUCAACAUGAGCAAAAAACAAUACAGACAAGCAGUUGACGAUAUGUUCAAGAAGGGUUAUGACAUCAAAUCUGAUGCCCUCUCAAUCAAGGCAGCCAAGCAUGGAAGAGAAAUCAUCAGUGAUUACAAGUACAAGGCUGGCUACCGCAAGCAGGUCGGCCAUCACAUUGGAGCUCACUGCGUGGAGGAUGAUCCACUGCUCAUGCUGGCUAUACACGGCGCUAGGAUUGCUAGUGAUGCUCUUUACAAGAAGGACUUCAACAAGUCCAAGACCAAGUUCCACCUCCCUGUAGACAUGCUUAAUAUUGAGCUGGCCAAGAAGUGCCAGAAACAGGUCAACGAUUUCAACUACAGAACCAUGCUGCACAACUGGACCUGCCUGCCCGACUCUAGUGAUGUCGUCCAGGCUAGGAAAGUCUAUGACCUGCACAGUGAUGCUGUGUACAGGGCAGAUAUGGAAUGGAUCAGAGGAUGUGGAUGGGUUCCUAUUGGCUCAGUGGAAGUGGAUAGGGUCAAGAAAGCUGGAGAAAUCCUGAGUGAAAUUAAGUACCGUCAGCACCCAAGCACUUUGGCCUACACCUGCAAAACUGAUGGAAUGCCCUUCGCUCUGGCUCAAGAAAACGCCAAAAUUAUGGACAAGAAAGCGUACGUUGAUGCAUGGAAUAAGGAGAAGACAAACAUCCAUAUCAUGCCCGACACACCCGAGAUCCUCUUAGCCCAACAGAAUAAUGUCACCAACAGCAGGAAACAAUACAGACAAGCAGUUGAAGAUAUGUUCAAGAAAGGUUAUGACAUCAAAGCUGAUGCCAUCUCCAUCAAGGCAGCCAAGCAUGGAAGAGAAAUCAUCAGUGAUUACAAAUACAAAGCAGGUUACCGCAAGCAACAAGGACACCACAUCGGAGCCCUCAGUGUCGAGGAUGAUCCACUGAUUAUGCUGGCUGCGCACGGAGUUAAGAUUGCUAGUGACAAUCUCUACAAGAAGGACUUUGAAAAGUCCAAGACCAAGUUCCACCUCCCUGUAGACAUGCUUAAUAUUGAGCUGGCCAAGAAGUGCCAGAAACAGGUCAACGAUUUCAACUACAGAACCAUGCUGCACAACUGGACCUGCCUGCCCGACUCCAGUGAUGUCGUCCAGGCUAGGAAAGUCUAUGACCUGCACAGUGAUGCGGUGUACAAGGCUGAUAUGGAGUGGAUCCGUGGAUGUGGCUGGAUACCACAGGGUUCACCUGAUGUUCUGAAGGCCAAACAUGCUCAGGACAUUCUCAACGACAGACUCUAUCGCCAGCCCCCCAGCACUAUCAAGUUCACAAGUGUUGUCGACCUGCCAGAAGUGGUCCUGUCCAAGCAAAAUGCAGAGUUGCUCAGUGCUAGGAAAUACCAUGAGGCGUGGGAGAACGAGAAAACGAAAAUUCAUGUCGGUAAUGAGUUACCAGAAAUCGUCCUCUCAAAGGCAAACCUUAUUAAUACCAGCCAAAGCGGGUAUACCAAAGCUUGGGACAAAGAGAAGGCCAAGGGAUUCCUGAUUAAAGAGGAUGCCAUCUCUGUACUUAAAGCUAGAGCGUCCAGAGAUAUUAUCAGUGAUUACAAGUACAAAGCAGGUUACCGCAAGCAGGUGGGCCACCACAUCGGAGCCCUCAGUGUCCAGGAUGAUCCACUGAUUAUGCUGGCUAUGCACGGUGUUAAGAUUGCUAGUGACAAUCUCUACAAGAAGGACUUUGAAAAGUCCAAGACCAAGUUCCACCUCCCUGUAGACAUGCUUAAUAUUGAGCUGGCCAAGAAGUGCCAGAAACAGGUCAACGAUUUCAACUACAGAACCCAGCUGCACAACUGGACCUGCCUGCCCGACUCCAGUGAUGUCGUCCAGGCUAGGAAAGUCUAUGACCUGAACAGUGAUGCGGUGUACAGGGCUGACUUGGAGUGGCUGAGGGGCUGUGGAUGGUCACCUCAUGAGUCCGUGGAGGUCAAGAGAGUGAAACAUGCCCAGGACAUCCUGGCUGAUAGGGGUUACCGUGUGAAGCUGGAUACACAGAAGUACAUAACUCCCGUCGACAGAAUGGACAUGGAAUGUGCCAAGAAUGCCGCUGAGGUCCUCAAUGAGGCUAAAUAUCGUGAACAAUGGCACAAAGACAAGACACAAUACAGCCUAGGGGAUACUCCAGGUCUGGCAACUUGCAGAGAGAUUAAAAAGAUUCUCCACCCGAAACUCUACACCCAGGACUGGAACAAGACCAAAGCCACUGGGUACUUCAUGCCUGGAGAUGCCGUUUCUAUCCAGCAAUGUAUUAAGACGACUAAAAUACAAAGUGAACACAAGUAUCUUGACGGCUACCGCAAGCAGGUUGGUCAUCACAUUGGAGCUCUCAGUGUCCAGGAUGAUCCACUGCUCAUGCUGGCCUUGAACUCUGCCAAGAUUGCUAGUGAUGCUCUUUACAAGAAGGACUUCCACCAUUCCAAGACUAAGUUCAAUCUUCCUGUGGACAUGAUAGCCUUUGAGCUGGCCAAGAAGUGCCAGGUCCAGGUCAACGAUAACGCCUACAGGACCCGUCUGCACAACUGGACUUGCCUGCCUGAUCAUAAUGAUGUUGUUCAGGCCCGCAAAGUAUAUGACAUCAACAGUGAUAUUAUCUAUAAGGCCGACAUGGAAUGGAUCCGCGGAUGUGGAUGGUCGCCUGCAGAGUCUGUUGAUCAUGUCAAAGUCAGGAAUUGCCAGGCGGUCAUGAAUGAAAGACUUUACAAAAAGGAUGCCAAGGAGGGCUUUAGCAAGUUCACUCUCAUUGUCGAUCGCCCUGAGAUUAUCCAGGCUAAAGUCAAUGCCUUCCAACUCAGUGAUCUGAAGUACAAAGAGUCCUUCAAUCAGGAGAAGGGCCAUUACAUCGGGUCUGAGGACACACCCCAGAUGGCCCUGUGCAGAGAGUCAGCCAAGAACAUCAGUGAGAAACUGUACAAACUGAACUGGGAUGAAAGCAAAGCCACUGGCUACCAGCUAGACCAUGAGUACCUCCCUCUGCUGAAUGCCAAGAGGGCCAGGGACAGCGUCAGUGAUGCCAAGUACAACGAGGCCCAUUUGAAGGAAAAGGGUCAUUACAAGGCUGCCAACAUCCUAGACUUCCCUGAUGUGAUGCGCUAUGGUGAAAUAGAGAAGAUGAAGAACCUGCGGGACUACCACAAGGACUACAAUGAGACCAAGACUAAGCUACACAUCCCUGUGGACAUGAUGAGCCAUGUUGUGGCCAAGAAAUGUCAGAGCAUCCUAAGCGAAGAGCAGUACCGUACCUACCUGCACCAAUGGACAUGCCACCCCGAACAAAAUGAUAUCACCCGUGCUCGCCACGCCAACGAGAUUUUGAGCGAUGUGUUCUAUAAAGAGGACCUACUCUGGACAAAGGGCGUUGGCUGCUAUGCUUGGGAUACCCCAGAGAUUCUUCGCGCCAGGAAGUCCUACGAGCUUCAGAGUGACAUCCAAUACAAAGCUGAAGGCAAGAAGGAAUUCAACAACUACUCCAUUGUGACAGAUACCCCAAUUUACGUCACAGCUGUUCUAGGGCACACCUGGGCUAGUGAGUUGAUCUACAGGGAGGCCUACAACAAAGAGAAACACUUGUACACCACUUGUAUCGACACGUUUGACCUUACCCGGUGCUCUAACCUCAAACAUCUCUCAAGCACGAAUGACUAUACUGCCGCAUGGAACAAGAUCAAGGACAAGAGCUACUUGAUCCCACAUGACUCUCACGCAAUGGUCCAUGCUAAACAGCAGAAGGUUAUUCUCAGCAAUGUGAAAUAUCGUGAGGAUUAUGAGAAGUUCAAGUCCCUCUACAGCUUGCCCAAAUCCAUGGAGGAUGAUCCUGCCACGCUUAGGUGCCUCAAAGCUGGCAAACUUCACCUUGACCGUUUGUACAAAGAGGACUACGAGAAAACCAAGGCCAAGGUCACUAUGCCUCCCGACAUGCUUGACAUUGUGGAAUCACGCAAGACCCAGAAGGCCGUCAGUGAGAUUGACUACCGCAAGUACCUGCACCAGUGGGUCUGCCUGCCAGACAUGAAGGCCUUCGUCCACUCUCGCAAAGUCAAUGAGCAGUUCAGUGAUAUCAUCUACAAGGAUGACCUGAACUGGCUGAAGGGUAUCGGGUGCUACGCCUGGGAUACUCCUGAGAUUGUGCGCAGUAAGGCCGCCAUGGAGAUCCAGAGCAACAACAUGUACAAAGCCAACGCAGUUCAGCACUUCAAGGAUUACUCUGUGGUGUUGGAGACCCCAGAGUAUGAGCAAUGCAAGAUGAGUGCUCACAACCUCAGUAAUCUCAACUACCAUCACGACUACGCCACCAACAUCAAAGGCACAAACACCUCUCCUGCUGUCACUAUUGAUACAGAGAGAGUUCGCCUCAACCAGUACAUCCAGAGCGAAAACGCCUACAAAGAGGAGAGCAGGAGCGCCAUGGCGAAGGGCUACGAACUUCCCUAUGACACCCCUGCCAUCAAGCAGGCCAAGGCCAGCUCUCUCAACUGCAGUGAAGUGAAAUAUAAACUGGCACACGACCAAACCAAGGCCAAGAGUUACGCCCUGGACCCGCAAGGUGUCAACUUUGUUACCAUCAGGAAGGCCAACAAGGUCAUGAACGAGCGUCUGUACCGCGAGAGGUAUCACAAGGAGAAGGACAAGAUCCACUCCAUUUAUGACACACCGGAAAUCCUGCAAGUCAAGGCCACCCAGGACGCCAUCAGUGACCUGUGCUACAAGGAGAAGUUCUUAGCCACCAGAGGGCAGUACAUACCCAUGCCCUUCACCCCUCAACUCAUGCACUGCUUCCAUGUCAAUGAGAUCACCAGCGAUCUCAGGUACAAAGAGGACCUUCUCUGGAUGAGGGGCAUCGGCUGUUUCAUGCCUGACUCUCCUGAGAUGGUCCGCGUUCGCGAGAUCAACAAGUUAAGGAAAAAUUAUGAGCUUGAGGCCAAGAAGAACUACGCCAACUACUCCGUGGUGCUGGAUACCCCUGAUUACCAGCGUGUCACGGAGCUGAAGAGCCACAUGAGCAAUUUGAUCUACAAAGCCCAAGGCAAAGCGGACAUGUCCAAGAGCACCAACACUCUAGACAGUGUGGAGUUCCAGAGAGCCAAAUGGGCCCAGAAUCUGACCAACCAGUACCUCUACACUGACCUUGCCUCCAAGGAGAGAGCCUUCUUUACUCCUGAGAUCAACACUCCCACCAAUGUCCAUGCCAGACAGAUGAAAGUAGUGUCUAGUGAGAUCAAAUACAAAGAUCAGUAUGAGAAGAUGAAGCACAGGUACACUGCCAUCCAUGACACUCCAAUGCUGGUUCGUGCCAAGAAAGCCUACCUGCAAUCCAGUGAUCUACGCUACAAGGAGACCUUUGAGUUGUCCAAGGGACACUACCACCCAACCAAGGAUGCCCUGGACAUUCUCUGCGCCAAGAGGGUCAGAGAUGACAUCAGUGAGGUCAAAUACAGAGAGAAGUACAUAGGCACUCUGGGAUCCUGGAGGUCCAUCGCAGACCGUCCUGAGUUCUUCCACAGCAGGGUUGUCGGUGACAACAUCAGUGAUCUCAGGUACAAGGAGGACCUGGAAUGGAUCAAGGGUGUUGGCUGCUAUGUGUGGGACACACCUGAGAUGGUACAAGCAGAAAAGAACAAGACUCUCUACAGCGAGAGGCUGUACAAAGCAUCAUUUGAGAAGAACAGAGGUAACUUCAAGUACACCUGCGAUUCGCCAUUCUUUGAAGCCGCCAAGAACGCUUCCCUCCUCGCGAACCACAGGUCCUAUAGACGCGAAUACGAGAAGAACAAGUCUAAGUUCACCACUAUUCUUGACGACCCUAGUAGCCUCCAGGCAAAGGAGGCCGCGAAGCUGAGUCAGUGGAAGUACAGGGAGCAGUAUGAACGCGCCAAGAGCAAGUACACCUCAGUGUUGGAGACCCCUGAGCACCAGGUCCACAAGCGCAGCAAGGCGAUCGGCGAUGUUAUUUACAAGUUGGAGUAUAACAAGAACAAAGCCAGGGGCUACACUUUGCCCCAUGACACUAUUCUGAACAUGAACCUGAAGAGAGUGAGCGAGCUCACCAGCAACCUUAAGUACAAGGAAGUCUAUGAGAAGAGCAAGACCCAGAUCACCAUGGCUCCAGAUGCCUUUGAGCUCCGUGCUGCCAGGGAGGCCUACAAGAACAUUAGCAAUCUUGACUACAAGAAGAAGUACGAGGCCACCAAGAACAAGUGGAUCUGGACCACAGAUAGGCCUGACUUCCUCCAUGCUGCCAAGAACACUCUCAUGCAAAGUGACAUUGAGUACAAGUACGACAAGGAGAGUAUGAAGGGCUGUGUGAUCCCUGUCCCAGAGGACAAGUUAUUAGGACUGUGCAAGAAGAACUCAGAGAUGUACAGCGAUGUGAAAUACAAGCAGAAGUACGAGGCCGCUAAGGGACACUACAGGACUUGUCUGGACACUCCUCAGAUCCUUCAUGCUAAAUCAGUGGGUUCUCUCUCUUCUGAGAGUAAAUACAAGGAAGCCAGCAAGAAGGACCACCAGACUGGGUCAUUCACCACCCUGCCCACGACACGUGAUACUGUUCACAGCAAGGAGAUGGCCAAAAUGCAAAGCGGGAAACUGUACAAGGAGAAGCACGAGCAGGAGAAGGGAAAGUCCAAGUACAACAACAUGUCACUUCCUCCUGAUGUUCUGCAUGCCAUGGACGUGGCCAAGAACCAGAGCAACUUUGCAUACAGGCAACAGGCCAAGGCCAAGCUGCACUACACCCCUGUGGCAGACCGCCCAGACAUCAGGAAGGCCACCCAGGCUGCUAAGCUCAUAAGUGAUGUUGGCUAUCGUGAGAAGGCUCGUCAGGAGGCCAGUCGUGGAGGGUCUCUGGCUCAUCGCCCAGACAUCGCCCUGGCCACAGAAGUGUCCAAACUGACAAGCACGGUGGAGGAUAAACCCUCCCUCCACGGAACCGCCUCCCUUGACACCCCCCAGAUGCGCCACCUUAAGAAAAUGAGUGCCAUGACUAGUAAUGUGAAGUACAAGGAGAAGUUUGACAAGGAGAUGAAAGGAAGGAGGCCAGAGUAUAACCUGAAAGACACCAAGACUUAUCAGACUCUGAAGGAUGCAAAUGUUCUUGCUAGUGAGGUGAAAUAUAAGGGUGACCUUAAGAAGCUCCACAAGCCUGUGACUGACAUGGCCGAAUCUCUGUCCAUGCAGCACAACCUGAGCACCAGCAAGUUGUCCAGUGAUGUGAAGUACAAGGAGAAGUAUGAGAAGGAGAAGGGCAAGGCCAUGCUGGACUUCGAGACGCCCACGUAUGUGACCAAUAAGGAGUCCCAGCACAUGCAGAGCCAGAGAGUGUACAAGAGGAGUUUGGAAGAGGAGAUCAAGGGCCGCGGAAUGUUGGCUUUAGCCACAGACACUCCAGACUUCUUGAGGGCCAGAAAUGCUACUGAUAUCCUCAGUCAGUCCAAGUACAAGGAGAACGCUGAUAGGGAUCGUGCUAUCUACACAACUGUGAUUGACACCCCCGACAUCAUCCAUGCUCAGCAAAUGAGAAAUAUAGUGAGCAAGAAAAAGUACAAGGAAGAGGCUGAAAGGAACAUGUCUCACUUUGUGCCUAUCAUGGACACUCCUGAGAUGCAGAGAGUGCGUGAGAACCAGAAGAACUUCAGUACCGUUUUGUAUAAGGACGCCUCGGCCAAGGGAACGCCUGUGGUGUUCACUCCUGAGAUGGAGCGGGUGAAACGGAACCAAGAACACAUUAGCUCGGUACUCUACUCUGACAGCUUCCGUAAGCAGGUGCAGGGCAAGGCAGCCUUCGUGCUGGACACCCCUGAGAUGAGGCGUGUGAAGGAGACACAGCGCAAUAUCUCUGGGGUCAGAUAUCACCAGGACUUUGAGAAGAGCAAGGGUAGCUUCACAUCUACUGUGACUGACCCAGUGACCGAACGUGUAAAGAAGAAUACUCAAGAUUUCAGUGACAUCAACUACCGUGGCAUUCAGAGACGAGUUGUGGAGAUGGAGAAGAGGCGUGUGGAGGAGCACGAACAGGAGAACAUCACUGACCUCCGUGUGUGGCGCACAAACCCUGGCUCUGUCUUUGAUUACGACCCAGCCGAGGACAACAUCCAGUCCAGGAGUCUGCACAUGAUGUCAGUUCAAGCCCAGCGCCGCAGCAAGGAGCACUCUCGCUCCACCAGUGCCAUGAGUGCAGGAGACGAGAAGUCUGAGCCGUCUGACAACGUGGACCACCAGAUGUCCCUCUACAGCAACCACGCUGCCUCAUCGAUAGGUUACCAGCAGACCAGGACUGUUGAGCUUCAGCAGAGGUCUUCAUCAGUGGCCACCCAGCAAACUACUGUGUCUUCCAUCCCGUCACACCCCUCCACCACUGGCAAAACCGUCCGUGCCAUGUACGAUUACGCCGCCACCGACACUGACGAGGUGUCCUUCAAGGACGGCGACGUCAUCGUGAACGUUCAGUCCAUUGAUGAGGGCUGGAUGUAUGGAACCGUUCAGCGCAGUGGCAAGACUGGCAUGCUUCCAGCUAACUAUGUGGAAGCAGUCUAAAGACAAGUCCCUCCUCUUUACAGAGUGAGCGUAGUACAAAUCCAAAGGGUAAAUUAAUUUUAAAAAAAGAACAGAAAAAAAUAAAUGAAAUCGUUACCUGAGGCUUCCUGAAAAUGUUUAAUGUUUAGCGGGUAGGCUUAGUUGUAGAGAUACCGUUAAGUAUGUCCAAGUUAUUUGUGAAGGCAGCUUUGUUUGCCUCGGUCUCCCCCUUUCCCCUGUGGAUGUAUUUUUAGGAGUAGAUUUUAAAAUGCUAUAAAUGUAAUAAACACACCGAUAUAUGACAGACCACUUUAGGAUUAUUGAUAUUUUAUUAUACUGUUAUCACACAAAAGUAUGAAAUGACUAAGAGCCCAGUAUUUUUGUACAAUGCAUAGAACACUGACUCAAUGUCAAAUGUGAUAGUUGUUCCUUGAAGACGUCAUGGGAAUUGUAAAGUUGGAAGAGAAAGAAUGGGCUAUGUACUAUGAACCUUUCCCUAAUAGGAAAGCUCAAGCUUUUUUUAAAUGAACACUGAACAUUGACUGAAAAGGUGAUGUGGGGAUUCACCAUGGGAAACGUGAAAACAUACAAACCCCAAGGAGACCCCAUUCAUCCCUCUCGAAACGCAAACCUGUACUUAAGAGUUGUACAAGACGAGCCUCUUCCCUCCACAGCUGUAGGCUGGCUGGCCUUUAGUUGCAUGUGUGUUUUGUUUCUUCCGAUUCCCUCGGUGUUAGGGCAUGGAAGUGGUAUACCUUGGAUCAGUAGCUAAUAAAGCACACCAGGCUUCUGCAA